Dreissena polymorpha is the source of this 874-nucleotide messenger RNA. RefSeq lists its product as uncharacterized. The coding region runs from base 176 to 607 and encodes 143 amino acids. NCBI's taxonomy places the organism in Eukaryota, Metazoa, Mollusca, Bivalvia, Myida, Dreissenidae. The record is from RefSeq and is a predicted model, not a curated record. The transcript has 6 exons.
UUACCGAGAUGUAGCUGACUUGUGCGAUUUGGUGCAUCAGGAGGCGCACAAUCGGUGUCCAGAAUGCAGGGUUGUUUGCUCCAACGAAGACGCUUUGCUGAGCCACUUCUGCAGUCGCCACAUCAAGCAACCAGAGACUGGAAAAGAGAGUAAAAUUAAGCUGAUAGGCUCACCAAUGAUUGCAUCUGCUAAUCAUGAACUCAACGAAGUCAGCUCAAGGAAGUGGAAGGCAUGCUUGGAAAAUAGAAGUUUCCAUUAUGAAGGAACAUACAAACAUUUCCCACCCACCAUGUGGAUCAAGAUGUUUGGGCUGAUGAUUCUGGGUCGUAUGUGUGGACAAGGUGGUCUUCAUUACAUCAUGAUGCAGCUGUGUAUUCAACAACAUGUUAACCUGUCCCAGCGGAUGUUGAUGCUCUUAAAUCUCUUAAAUGAUGUUGAGAAAAAUCCAGGACCGGAGUAUUCGUGCAAAUGGAUAUCCUGCAAGGAAGACUUCCACUCCAUAGGACAGCAAGAUGCACAUAUCAUCUCUCAUGUGGUUCAAGAGAAAUGCUGUAGAUGGGGAGACUGUUCCAAAGUCCUGAGCUUUAAUAGUCUUGAAAAUCCAUGAACUUAAACAUCUCUAGGAUGUGAGUUUAGCACUGUGUAUGAACUGGUGUUGCUUCAUUUUCUGCAUAUCUUUAUCUCAGUCUUCUCUAGUUUUGAUGGUCAAAUACAUAUUGUCUGCCAGUUUUUUUCCCCCAAUACUGCCGUUCAUCGUUUGCUUGCAUCAAGAGUUUUAAAAGAAAUUAAAACUCAUUUGUUUAGUUAGAAUCUUAUGAAAGACUUAAAUGGCCAUGUUUAAUACAAUUGUAUAACAACAUAUAUGAGCUAAAAA